UUGGGUUUCUUCAAAUGCUGUAAAAAAAUUUAAAAACAUCAGAAAUUAAAUUUUAAUCUAAUUUUUAAAUUUAAAAUAAUAAUUUUGUUUAUUUUAAUAGGAUGUUUAUAAUUUUAAGCUUAAUAUUUCAAAUUUUAAAUAUUUAACCUAACAAUUUUAUUUUAAUUUUUAAUUUAAUCGAGGUAAAUACGCAAGGUAUUGUGUAAUAAUUUAAAUUUAUGAUUUUGGAUUAUCUUAACCUACAGUGAAAUUUGCGAAUGCACCUGCAACACACACGUCAUACCUGGCGUUGCAUAUAAAACCAAAAGGCAAACGGGGUAGUAGGUGUCAGACAAACAGUCAACUACAACAUGUCUACUGCCAACACUUGCCUUGAUAACAGCACCGAAAAAAUGAGUGAAAAUGAAAUCAAUGUCUCGAACAACAUCUCCUCGCCCCCUGGUGAACAAGAGAACGUGUCGGUCAACUCAGACGACAGUGAAUUGGAAGAGAUGAAGGCCAGAGUGAAAGAGAUGGAGGACGAAUCAGAGAAGCUGAGACAGCUACAAGCUGAAAUCGACAGACAGAUGCAGCUGGACAGUCCACCGCACUACAACCUUACCGUCUCCCUCGAGGAGAAGAUGGAGGCGGACAAUCGUAGCGUGUACGUGGGAAACGUCGAUUACGGCACCACCCCGCAGGAGCUGACCAAGCAUUUCCAGGGUUGCGGUAUCAUUAACCGUGUCAAGAUUCAGCACAACAAGUACGAUGGGAAGCCGAAGGGCUUCGCCUACAUCGAAUUCGGACAUACGGAUUCGGUGCGUCUGGCCAUGGCCAUGGACGAGUCCUUGUUGAGGGGACGUCAGAUUAAGGUGAUGCCGAAGAGGACCAACCGUCCCGGCAUUUCCACCACUCAUCGUGCACCUAGAGGAAGGAACUUUUUCAGAGGAAGAGGAGGCAGGGGACGAGGUUCCAGAGGAUUCAAAAGACCUGGACGUGGAUUUUAUAAUCCGUAUUAA
This is a messenger RNA of Aethina tumida (small hive beetle), 998 nucleotides long. RefSeq names its product polyadenylate-binding protein 2-like. Bases 351 to 998 code for a protein of 215 amino acids. The record is from RefSeq and is a predicted model, not a curated record. Gene Ontology annotation, molecular function: RNA binding. Lineage: Eukaryota; Metazoa; Arthropoda; Insecta; Coleoptera; Nitidulidae. The transcript has a single exon.